CUUCCCAGCUGGGUUUCGAGCGGGGCGCUCUCCGCCUCUGAACUGGAGAGUGCCAUGGUUAACCAUUGCACGACACUCCUGACACACUAUAAGGGUGACACUUACUCCUUCGACAUCGUCAAUGAACCUUUCAACGAUGACGGCACCUGGCGCACGGACGUAUUCUACAACGAGCUCAACACCACAUAUGUUCCCACGGUUCUCACCGCCGCCCGCGCCGCUGAUCCCUCCACCAAACUGUACAUCAACGAAUCUAACCUCGAAUACGCCUCUGGUAAAUCAGCCUCCAUGCUUUCUCUCGUGGAGUCUCUCCUUGCAGAUGAUGUCCCUCUCGAUGGGAUCGGCUUCCAAGGCCACUCGAUCGUAGGCCAGGUUCCGACAUCGAUCCAAAGUCAGAUGGAAGCGUUCAUGGCGUUGGGGAUUGAGGUGGCCAUUACGGAGUUGGAUAUUAGGAUGACGUUACCGGCGACGGAGGCGUUGUAUGAGCAACAGAAGACAGAUUAUCAGAAUGUGAUUGCGGCGUGUCAGGCCGUGGAUGGAUGUGUUGGUGUGACGAUCUGGGAUUACACCGAUAAGUACUCUUGGGUGCCAUCUACUUUCUCUGGCCAAGGUGCUGCUUGUCCGUGGGAUUCUGUGAGUAUCACCACCCUUGCUCAUACUCGAAUGAAGUCGUUCUGA
Molecule: messenger RNA, 678 nt
Organism: Stereum hirsutum FP-91666 SS1
Lineage: Eukaryota; Fungi; Basidiomycota; Agaricomycetes; Russulales; Stereaceae
Exons: 3
Biological process (GO): carbohydrate metabolic process
Molecular function (GO): hydrolase activity, hydrolyzing O-glycosyl compounds
Source: RefSeq, a predicted model, not a curated record